UGGAUCAUUGAGAGCAAAGGCUGUAAGUUAUGAUGUUUGCCUUUUAAAAAGUCAACUCUGCUCCACAUAUCAUACUUUCCAACUUUCAACAAGACGCUACAACAUGGAUUCAUGGAUUCUGCCUUGGUCUCUCUUCUUUGGAGCCCUUCUUGUGGUUUCUGGCUUGCCAACUCCAGAAAAUUUUGUCAAAGAUGUAGAUGGUGGAACUGAUCGGGAUAUAUUCGAUAUCAAUGAAGAUUUGGGCCUGGAUCUUUUUCAGGGAGACAUCAGACUUAAUGGGGCACAAGGUAGAAAUUCCAUCAUUGGAGCAGAAUACAGAUGGCCUCAUACCAUUCCAUAUGUUUUAGAAGACAGCUUGGAAAUAAACGCCAAAGGAGUUAUCCUCAAUGCAUUUGAACGGUAUCGCCUAAAAACGUGCAUUGACUUCAAGCCUUGGGAUGGAGAAGCUAACUACAUAUCAGUGAUCAAGGACAGCGGCUGCUGGUCUUACGUGGGAAACAGGCGCACGGGCAGGCAAGAGCUCUCCAUCGGCGCGAGCUGUGACAGAAUAGCCACAGUACAGCACGAGUUUCUCCACGCGCUGGGGUUCUGGCACGAGCAGUCGCGUUCUGAUCGGGAUGACUAUGUCACGAUAGUUUGGGACAGAAUCCUGACAGGCAGAGAGCACAAUUUUAACAUCUACGAUGACAAACAAUCAGAUUCCCUGAAUGUUCCUUAUGAUUACAAUUCUGUGAUGCACUACAGUAAAACUGCAUUCCAAAAUGGAACACAGCCAACAAUUGUAACAAGAAUCUCCGACUUCGAGGAUGUGAUUGGCCAACGAAUGGAUUUCAGUGAUUAUGAUCUCUUAAAGUUGAACCGACUGUACAACUGCACUUCUUCCUUGAGUUUUAUGGACUCAUGCAAUUUUGAACUGGAAAAUAUAUGUGGUAUGACCCAAAGUUCAGGAGAUAGUGUUGACUGGCAACAGGUUUCCCAGGCUCCUGGGGGCCCAGAGAAUGAUCAUUCCAACAUGGGACAGUGCCAGGGUUCUGGUUUCUUCAUGCAUUUUGACAGUAGAUCUGUAAACGUGGGUGGCACCGCAGUGCUAGAAAGUAGAAUACUGUACCCUAAACGUGGGUUUCAGUGCUUGGAAUUUUAUUUGUACAACAGUGGAAGUGAAAAUGACCAACUAAACAUCUAUGUGAGGGAGUAUGCUGUCAAUGAUACGAAUGGUAAAUUAACCCUUGUGGAAGAAAUAAAAGAAAUACCCAUGGGGAGCUGGCAGCUCUACUACGUAGCGUUGCAAGUGACCAACAAAUUUCGAGUGGUGUUUGAAGGACGUCGGGGAGCUGGUGCCUCAUUGGGCGGUCUGUCUAUUGAUGACAUCAAUCUUUCAGAAACACGGUGCCCUCAUCAUAUUUGGCAUAUAAGGAAUUUCACACAGAUCCUUGGCAGCCCAAAUACAGCCCUCUAUAGCCCUCCAUUCUAUUCUCCUAAAGGUUAUGCUUUCCAGAUUUACUUGGAUCUACGAUCUUUGACUAAUGUAGGGAUAUAUUUCCACUUGAUCUCUGGAGCCAAUGAUGAUCACUUAGAGUGGCCAUGUCCUUGGCAACAAGCCACAAUGACACUCCUGGAUCAAAAUCCUGACAUUCGACAGCGUAUGUCCAACCAACGGAGCCUCACGACAGACCCAUUUAUGACCAGUGAUAAUGGAAACUAUUUUUGGGACAAUCCUUCUAAAGUGGGAAAAGUGGCUUUUUUCCCUAAUGGAACUCAGUUUAGCAGAGGUGAAGGUUAUGGAACCAGUGCCUUUAUAACUCAAGAGAGGAUGAAAAGCAGAGACUUUUUAAAAGGAAAUGAUGUUUUUAUCUUAUUGACAGUGGAAGACAUAUCUCACCUCAGUUCUACGUCACCUCAGCCAGCCCCAACCUCCACUGUCCUGGACCUUUGCUCAGGAUUCACAUGUGAAAAUGGUGGCAUCUGCAUCAUCCAAGAUGACAAGCCUGAGUGCAGAUGUCCCUCUGGGGAAGACUGGUGGUACAUGGGAGAGAGGUGUGAGAAUCGAGGCUCCAGGCAGGACACUGUUGUCAUCGCUGUUUCUUCCACUGUGGCUGUGUUCGUCCUGAUGCUGAUUGUCACCCUCGUCAGUGUCUAUUGUGUCAGGAGGAAAUAUCUUAAAGGGACAAGUUCCAAGACAGAAAAUAUGACUGUGGAAAAUCAAUGUGCUUUUUGAAGAUGAAGUCAACAGUGUGGCCAGCAAGUAAAAUGAAAAAGGAUUCUUCAUCAUGGGAUUUCACCUGAACUGUGUUACGACCGCCUCAUGCUUCUGGAAAUGGAUCUUCUCUAUAAAUAACUGAAUGUACUGUGCAACGUUAUUGUGGUAAAAGUCAAGCUGGGAAAAUCUCUCUGUCUCCACCCUCCUACCCCCACCCCCGUCUCUCAGAGGAACCCAUUCAGGCUCCUCUGGAAGUACAGCACUGUCAGUAAAAGGGAGAGCGACAAUUGGAGACCACUGUCCCAAUUUCUGAGCCUUCUCUUUGGGGCCAGGGGCAGAGGCCUCACAAAGGCCUCCCCAGGUGGACUUCCGAGCAGCAUCUCAGCAGUUUCUUGCUGUCCUGUCCUGAGGGAGGGAAGGGGAGAGGACACCUGCCAGUCCUGCGCCAUGCCUCUCUGUAACCUGCAUCGUCCUGUUUUCUCAUCUAACCCUGAGGGUAGAGCACUUGAUUUGCAUCUGUUGGAGAGCCUUACUGUAGGCAAAACUUUCUGCUCCUCCAGCUGCAGUUCUCAAAGUUUCGGUGUCAGGAGACUUUGUACUUUAAAAAAUGAGCAGGAACCCCAAAGCGCUUUUGCUUAUGAGAAGUAUUGCUUAUUAAUUGGUAUUUGCCUUAUUAGAAAUUCAAAUUAGCAAAUUUUAAAGCUACAUAUUUUUAAUCAUUAAAAAGAAUAAGCUUACUACAUAUUACCACACAUUUUCUAUUUAAAAAUGACUAUCUUCACCAAACUAAAGAAAACUUAAUAAAAAGAUAAGCAGUGACUUACAUUUUUGGGCACAUCGCUAAGCUCUGAUUUAAUAGAAAACAGCUGGCUUGUCAUGCGUGGUUCUGCACCCAGCCUGGGGUGGUCUGCUAUUCUGGUUGAAGGAUGUGAAGAAACCUAGCCUGGCACGGAUAGAUAGUUCAGAAGGGAAGCAGAGCUGAAUAAGAAACUCACAUUCAAGGAAAGUAGGAAUUCAUCCUAAUACUUUGUUAUAGGGUGAAAAAUAGUAAUUUCUUAAAGGUUAGUUGCAAUUGCAAUCUGAACUCUUAUCAACAAACUUUUAUACUCUAUUCAGUAAUUUGUACUAGUCUAUUUUUUGGUUUGUUUGUAUUUGGGACAAUAUAUAUAGUUUUUUCUUUGAGACAGAGUCUCACUAACUUGCCCAAGCUGACAUGGAACUUGCUAUCCUCCUGCCUCAUCCUCAAUCAUGUAAAAAUGUUUUAUUAUCCAGACAUGGUUGUGGGACAUCUAUAAUCCCAGCACUCUAAGAAGCUGAGGCAGAAGGAUCACAAGCUCCAACCCAGCCAGAGCAAUUCAGUGACUUAGUGAUCCUGUUCCAAAAUAAAAAGUAGAAAGAUCUGGGAUGUGGCUCAGGGUAAAGGCCUUGAGUUCAAUCCCUCGUACUGCAAAAGCAAACAAAACCAAAAUGGAACAAACAAGCAAGCCUCCCCACCCUUUUCUAGUAAUAGAAUUACACUCCAUGAAACCUUUUGCAAUUGUUUCUUUCUUCCAAGACUUUGCAUAAUUCUUUGUAGAUUCAUCCAGGCUAUCGUGUGUUUACUUAUGUUCCUUUUUACUAGUGAGUAUAGUAGUAACCCACAGUACAGGUUUACCACAGUCUGUUUAAUUAUUAUUUUGUUGAAGGACAUCCGGAUAGUUUCCAAUUUUGGGCUCUUGCAAAUAGAGCUGCUAUAGAUGUUUUUGUACAGAUUGUUGUGUACAUAUUAAUCUUCAUUUCUGUGGAUUACAUGCCCAGAAGAGCUAUUGCUGGGUCAUAGGAUAGUUACAUGCUUGGUUUGUAAAGCAACUGCCCACAUGAUUUGCUCUGUGACUACAGCAUUCCACAUUCAUACUGAUAAUAAUACCUGAACGAUCCGGUCUGUUUGCCUCCUUGACAGCUUUUGGUGUUCUCAUUAUUUUCUUUUUUGUAUUUUUGAGACAGGGUCUCUAUGCAGUUCAGGCUGGCCUUGAGCUCACUUUGUAGUCCAAGCUGGUCUCGAACUCGCAACGAUCCUCCUGCCUCAGCCUCCCGAGUGGUGAGAUUACAGGCCUGAGCCACCACAGCCGGCUCUGUUGUCAUUAUUUUCAUAAUAGACUUUAUUUUCUAGGGUAGUUUUAGAUCAUAACAAAAUUGAGCAGAGAUAUACAGAUUUUUUUUUCUUUAUGCUGUUAGUACUGUGGGUUACAUUGAUUCUGAAUUCUAAACACACCGUAUAUCCCUGUAAUACACUGCACUUGAUCAUGGUAUGUGAUUUUCUUCAUAUGCUGAAUUUGAUUUGCUUAUAUUUUGUUAAAGAGUUGUUGUAUUCGUAUCUCUCAGGGAUGUUGGUCUAUAGUUUGCUGUCGUUGUGUGUCUUGGUUUUGGCACCAUCCAUGCCUGGCUUUUGUAUCUGGGUACUAUUAGCUUCAUGAAAUGAAUCGAGAUAUGUUCAUUCCCUUUGUGUUAUCUUUUUUUUAAUUUUUAAAAAAUUUUAUUUUAAAGAGAAUAAAAUCAAACAAAAUAAAACAGAAUAAAGCCACUCAGAAUAAAACAGUGAAAGUGAUACAGGACUUCAAAAGAGGGUAAUAGAAAAUCAACAAUGGCUUUCAUCAUGCCUCCUGCUAUCUUCAAAACUGUAGCCCAUACCAUCAGAUAUAAUAAAAUCAAACAAAACGAAACAGAAUGGAAUCAGUAAAACAAAA
Molecule: messenger RNA, 4920 nt
Organism: Cavia porcellus (domestic guinea pig)
Lineage: Eukaryota; Metazoa; Chordata; Mammalia; Rodentia; Caviidae
Gene: Mep1b
Product: meprin A subunit beta
Exons: 15
Coding region: 104-2215 (703 amino acids)
Biological process (GO): proteolysis
Cellular component (GO): membrane
Molecular function (GO): metalloendopeptidase activity; protein binding; zinc ion binding
Source: RefSeq, a predicted model, not a curated record